Messenger RNA from Seriola aureovittata, 2120 nucleotides. It is a transcript of the gene gpd1c, whose product is annotated as glycerol-3-phosphate dehydrogenase 1c. Gene Ontology annotation, molecular function: protein homodimerization activity; NAD binding; glycerol-3-phosphate dehydrogenase [NAD(P)+] activity. Lineage: Eukaryota; Metazoa; Chordata; Actinopteri; Carangiformes; Carangidae. The transcript has 8 exons. Gene Ontology annotation, cellular component: glycerol-3-phosphate dehydrogenase (FAD) complex; cytosol. Gene Ontology annotation, biological process: glycerol-3-phosphate catabolic process; carbohydrate metabolic process. The coding region runs from base 119 to 1168 and encodes 349 amino acids. The record is from RefSeq and is a predicted model, not a curated record.
GAGGGGAGGAGUGAAUCAAGAAGAAAUUUAUAGGGCGUAUGAGGAAGUUACUAAAGACGGGGUAAAAACAGAAGAGGACCUUCAUUGUAACCGAGCCAUAGGACUAACCACUUUCAAAAUGCCCGGAAAGAAAGUCUGCAUCGUUGGAUCUGGAAACUGGGGCUCCUCCAUCGCCAAAAUCAUCGGGCGCAAUGUCAAAGCGUCCAACCGCUUCGACCCAAUGGUCAACAUGUGGGUGUAUGAAGAAAUGAUCGAUGGGAGGAAGCUCACGGAGAUCAUCAAUACGGAUCAUGAAAAUGUCAAAUAUCUACCAGGUCACAAGCUGCCCAGGAAUGUGAUCGCUGUCCCAGACAUCACAGAGGCCGUCAAAGGAGCAAAGAUCCUCGUGUUUGUGGUCCCGCACCAGUUCAUCGGCAAGCUCUGUGAUCAGAUGAAGCCUCACAUCGUAGAGGGAACCAUCGGGAUAUCGCUCAUCAAAGGUAUAGAUGAGGGACCAGAUGGAUUGAAGCUCAUCUCAGACAUCAUCCGAGAAAAACUGGAGAUUGAGGUCAGCGUCCUGAUGGGGGCCAACAUCGCUAGCGAGGUGGCAGAUGAGAAGUUCUGUGAAACCACCAUUGGGGCCAAAAAUGAGGGAAACGGCCAAAUCUUCAAAGAGCUGCUUCAGACUUCCAACUUUCGCAUCAACGUCGUACAUGAGAGCGACACAGUGGAGAUGUGCGGAGCCUUAAAGAAUAUUGUGGCAGUAGGUGCUGGAUUCUGCGAUGGCCUCGGUUUCGGCGACAACACCAAAGCGGCGGUGAUCAGGCUGGGUCUGAUGGAAAUGGUCGCCUUCUCCAAACUGUUCUGCAAAAGCCAAGUGAGCUCCUCCACCUUCCUGGAAAGCUGCGGCGUGGCCGACCUCAUCACCACCUGCUACGGGGGACGGAACCGUAAAGUUGCCGAGGCCUUCGUCAAAACAGCCAAGUCAAUCGCUGAACUGGAGGCAGAAAUGCUCAACGGCCAGAAGCUUCAGGGUCCCCAGACUUCGGCUGAGGUCUACAAGAUCCUGCAAAAGAACGACAUAGUCAACCAGUUUCCCUUGUUUGCAGCCGUCUACCAGAUCUGCUUUGAGGGCAAAGAGGUGAAAGAGUUCAUCACCUGUCUGCAGAACCAUCCAGAACACAUGUAAUGUGGCCAGUCUGCAGGCAGGUCCACCAGCUGCUCCUUCAGUAACAAUUUACCAUCACUAGAGGGUGAAAGAGGUUCAUAAGGCAGAGACGCACAAUACAACAAAGCAAACUCAACCACUUUUUACUUAAGAUCAUUUUUUAUCGGUGACUUUUCAUUAAAAAAAACUAACAAACUAUAUUUGUUCUUAGCUUCAAAAGCAAUUUAUUUAAUUGACUUUGUUCUUAUUUUGCGAAAGGUUCUUUAAUAUUUUUUGGGCUUUUGUGCAGUGAAGUAAUAAUAUCAAUUAAAUGAUACAAAGCUGUAUUUUUUAACUGUGGUUGGUAUAAAACUCUCUCUAAGGCAGACCACUCCACUUGUAUUCCUACUAUAAUUGCUGUAAAAAGUAAUUUUGUAUUGUGUCACUUUAAUCUUUCUUCUUUGGGGGCUGAAACAAUUAUUUUGUAUUUUUCUGUGUUCAGUUGUAUGAAAUGUGCAGCUCUGUCCUUGACUGACUGCAUAAUUAUUUCAUUGUUUUAAGAUAAGGCAGCUGAUGUGGCUGUUUCUGUAGAAAUACUCAAAACAAGCCAGACUCCUUAAUUCAAAAUCUUAAUGAAAGUACAUAAGUAUUGGCAUAGGUGAUAAAAAAUAAUCAUAAUGAUAAAAAGCUUUUUGUUAUUUCUUAUCUCACUGAUUUGUGUAUGUUUUAGUCAAACUACAUCAUAGUCGAACAGAAAUUGUAGUUUAGGAGUUUUGUAGGAGUUUUUUUCAAAAAUGAUGAUAAGAUUCAGAGGAAAAAAUUCACAUUACUUAAAAUUCAUUUUUUGUUUUGCUGUGCAGAUAGCUGCAACAACAGGCCUCAAAUCAGCAACAAUAUGCAUUUUUUGACUUUCAAGUGUUAGUACCAUCUAUAAAUUCCCUAAAAGUUUAUUACCUGGAAUCCAUGACAAUAAAACUUACGAAUCAAGCCAGAA